GUCAGAAUCGACGACAAUGAGUAUUUAGCGUAGCAGAUAUGAUACAGCGAUGAGCCUGCAGGCACAGGCUCAAGCACAGCGCUCUGCGAGGUACUCCCCUCAAGAGACCAUCAAGAUCUAUACCGAUUGGGCGAAUUAUUAUUUGGAGAGAGGCGGUUGCAAGAGAAGAGUGACAGAUCUGCAAACGGAUCUUUGCGACGGUGUUCUUCUUGCCGACCUGGUCGAGGCAGUCACCAAUCAGAAGGUGAUCGACGUGAAUAGGAAACCGAAGAACUCGCAACAAAUGGUCGAGAACGUGAGCCUGUGCGUAGGAGCGCUCCGAGCUCUUGGGGCGGACGUGGGCUCCGUGAAUCCUAGCGAAUUGGCUGCAGGAUCAACCCUCUGGCCGGUCCUCGCCCUUCUUUUCGCCCUCUCACGAUACAAGCAGAGAGCCAAACAACUUCAAGACAUGCCUAGAUUGCCGUCACCGUACAACAAGCAGUCGGCAGUCGGGGGUGCAGGUGGCGGUCCUGGCGCUGGAACCACGAGCAUACCCUUACCUGCCACCGUAGCUGCGACCAGAAGGUGUCCCCCGGACAAGGUUAGGCCGGCUCCUACGCCCACGCAUCAAUCGCAACUCGGUGGUUUGAAGCACGGAAACGGCGGCAUAGGCAGCGCGAGCAGUUCCAGAAGCACGAGUCCGAGUCAACAACAACAAUCACCCCAAACCGGACUCUCCUUCAUUCCCCAACCGAGAAAUCAAAAUUCGACCAACAGGCAACCCUCCACCACCACCCCGAGCCCUCGAGCCUCGACGGUGGGCAAGCCC
Apis dorsata (giant honeybee) is the source of this 808-nucleotide messenger RNA. Its product is annotated as protein sickie-like. The transcript is spliced from 8 exons. Lineage: Eukaryota; Metazoa; Arthropoda; Insecta; Hymenoptera; Apidae. The record is from RefSeq and is a predicted model, not a curated record. Gene Ontology annotation, biological process: nervous system development; neurogenesis. Gene Ontology annotation, molecular function: protein binding. The annotation marks the transcript as partial.